GUUUUUAUAUUAUAUUUUUUUUCUUUUUAGUGUCCAAAUUUGUGUCAAAAAUAUUGAAAAGCAGAAGUCUAUUUAUGGGCCACCCUGUAUAGUAUUAGUAAAUAACGGAUCGGGAAAGCUAAGGACAUGUAAUAUAUAUUCCAACAAGUGUCUUCAAAACUCUCUUUGAUGUGUGAACAUAUAAGAUUUAUCUUACAUUUCAAUAACGGUCCACAGUCAAAGUGAGCAAUAGAACGAGUGGAAAGAGCGUGCACGACAGAAAAUUACGUUUUUCCUAUAAUUGAUGACAAAUAAAUUCAGACGCAUUUUAAAGAACAUCUUGGAAAAUGUUCAAUCGUCUCGAAAUAUGUUUCGCGAUUUUAAUCGUUGUUGUGGGCAAUGUAUCCGCUCAUUGGGCUGUUAAUUGCCCAAAAAAUAAGACAAUUUGCAGUUGUAAAUUAAAUGAGUUGGGAAAUUUCAAAAUAUUCUGUGAAGUCGGCGAAUCUGCUAUUGACAUUGAUGUUGUACCAGGUGCACCAAAUAGACCAAUUAAACUUGUGCAUAUUACAUGUGUUAAUUCGAAGUGGUCAGAUUUCAAUCUGUAUAAUUUAAUAAAAGGCGAAGUAAGGAAAAUAUAUUUUUCCGAAUGCGAUUUACCGAAAAACAACAGUUUGAAAACAAUUACAACAAUGUUAGGAGUCACUGACAUAAGGAAAUUAUUUUUUAACAGUGAGAAUGAAAAUGUGAUCUCUUUAAAGACAAUGCAUCUGAAAGGCUUCACAAAUUUAGUUUAUUUGGAUUUAUCAUACAACAAUAUACUCUCUACGGACGAAGACCUGCUAGCCGAUCUGCCUAAACUAAACUAUUUAAACUUGAGGGAGAACAAUUUACGCGAAGUCAAUUUACUUUUCAAAUAUGUCCCCAUGUUGCAGACACUUAAAUUAGACAACAAUAUCUUGCAAUCAAUAAAACCAAGCACAUUCGAUAGUUUGCAAAAUCUGGUAAUACUUUCUUUAAAUGAUAAUAACUUAACUGAGCUUCCAUCGGGAAUCUUUGACAAACUGGUCAAGCUGAGCCAUCUCUAUCUUAGCUCGAAUAACUUUCUCACCUUGUCGAACAACACAUUCAGCCAGCUAAGAAAUCUCGCAGUGCUUACUUUAAAUAAUAACAGUUUUAUAUUUUUGCCAAGUUACCUGCUAAGAAACAAUACAAAUCUACGAACCAUUAACUUAUCUUCCAACAGAAAAAAAUUGUACACGUUACCAAGUGGAUUUUUUAGUAAUUUAACGAAAUUAAGGAUAUUAAAUUUGGGAAACAAUGGACUCAUUUUUUUGCCAAAAGACCUUUUGUGGGGAUGUUUUUCACUAACUAUUCUCGUACUAAGCAAAAAUAAUAUCAAUACUGUGUCCGCGAAUUUAUUUCGAGACCUGAAAAACCUGGCAGAAUUAAACAUAGAUUCUAACAAACUUGAAAAAUUCUCUCUUAAUAUCACCCUGUAUCUCAAGAAUCUACAAAAAUUGGAUGCAUCAAAAAAUCGUAUUUCUUCCAUUAUCGAUCCUAAUGCUUUUUACUCCGUGCCAAAAUUGGAAGUAUUAAAUAUGGCAGAAAACUUUUUAAGGAAUAUUCCCGAUUACAGUUUCAAUAUAUUAUACAAAUUAAAGAUCGCUAAUUUUUCACAUAAUUUUCUUACAUUAUAUCAAAAAGCAAAUAUCUUUAUAGAUGAGAAUGGAAUAACAUCGCUUUUUGUUGAGUGCGUUUUAUUACAGGAAUUAUAUUUAGCCAAUAAUCGUAUUUCGCAAAUAUUCAGCGACUGGAAGUCUCUUCCUAAUCUUCAAAUACUAAACCUCAAAUAUAACUAUAUAUCCAAAUUAUCUAUCGACGAUUUGCAGUUUGCAUCGAAAAAUAUCGAAAUAGAUUUGACAUAUAAUAGAAUACAACAUGUCCACUUAAACAACGUCAAAGAGUUGUUGAAAGACGAAAAGUCUCAUCGCGCAGUCAUACUCAUUGACAAUAAUCCUAUAGAUUGCGGUUGCAAUAUAUAUGACUUUCUGCGUUAUCUCGAAGGCAAAAUGGAUCCCAGCAUCACAAGCCAUUUCAGUAUAAUACCAGGAAAUUUAACUUGUAAAACCUCAAAUGUUAGGCGCGUUACAGAAUUACGAUCUGAAUCAAUCAUAUGUGGAACAAAGAACUCAAUCACUACCCAAACGUGUCCCGAAACCUGCAAAUGCUUUGAGAAAAAGCACCACAAUGUUUUUAUAAUGAACUGCAGUAACAGUCAUUUUGAACGCAUCCCAAACAUCAGACACAAACCGCUCAAAUUUCAGAAAAUCGAAUUAGACUUUGACAAUAAUAACAUAAUACAAAUGCCGAAUCUUACAGAAUUGGGACCAGUGAGUAAACUUAUCUUAUCUCGUAAUAAAAUUUCCGAGAUCACCUUGGGUGGAUUGUCGAAAACAAUAGAGAUCUUGGAACUGCAUAAUAACAAUAUAUCAACAAUAUCUUCCGAUGUCUUAAAUUUUUUGAGCAACGCCACGAAUUUAAUUUCAUUGACGUUACGUAAAAAUCCAUGGACAUGCAACUGCAAUACUACAGAUUUCUUCGAUUUCGUUCUUAAGAAAUCCAAAAUUAUAGCCGAUCUGCAUAAUGUGACGUGUUAUGGCAAGAAUAAACUUAUAUCAAACGUGAAGGAUUAUUGUCCGGAUUAUAUGAAAAAUAACGAAAACAAUAAAACGAUUGACAAACAAUUGACAAUAAUGGAAAACGAUGCAAAGUACAGUUCCUCAUUCAUUUUCGUUUCUGUGGGAUUUAUUAUCAUUAUUUUUGGACUAUUCUGUUACAUGUAUCAAUCGCAACUUAAAAGAAAACUGUUUUCAUAUUGGUCCAUGACAGAAGAAGAAUGUGAAUCAGACCAGGAGACAUUGUACGACGCGUUUAUAAGCUACUCACAGAAUGAUCACGAUUUCGUGAUGAACAAGCUCGUGCGCGAGCUAGAAAACGGCUCGACACCUUUGAAACUUUGCCUUCCUUAUAGAGACUGGUUAGAAGGCGAGUCGACAACGACGAACAUUGCUAAGUCUGUGAAACUCUCAAAUAGACAAACAGUGAUGGUGCUGUCGCCAAGCUUCUUGGAGAACAUUUGGGCAGUGACAGAAUAUUGGGCUGCGCUUUGUCAAGCGUUGGACCAGGAUGAAUCGAACGUGACAUUAAUUCUGUAUGGUGAUAUAGAUCUCACUGACGAGCACUUAGAUUCAGAAUUGAAAACGUACAUAAAUUCAAAAAUUUACAUCAAAUGGGGAGAUCCUUGGUUCUGGAAUAAAUUGAGACAAUCGUUGCAGCAUAAUUUUAAGCUCAGCGCAAACCAUAGCAAACCUGUAUCGCUAUAUUAUGAAGCUCAUCAAACUUCGUGAAAUUUUCUUCAGCUAAGUAACGAGAUAAAAAUGAGAUGUUAAAUUAUUUUUUACAUCAACUGUGAAUGUGAUAAAUAAUGGAUUUUGGAUUUUGUAGAAGUAGAAGCGCUGUACGGAAAAAAAUGUGUCUUACUCUAUUAUUUUACAAUUAAUUAUGCAAUAAUGCAAAUUAAGUUAAAAUUAAAAAUAUAAUAAAUUCAAACAUGUUACAAAUUUAUAUUUGUAACACCACCUGCAGACACAAAACAGAAAUUGAGUUAUUCAGUUAUAUUAUAAUAUUAUAAUAAGUUCUUAAUAAUUACAAUGUUGAAAAAACAAAAACA
Messenger RNA from Linepithema humile (Argentine ant), 3709 nucleotides. Its product is annotated as protein toll-like. NCBI's taxonomy places the organism in Eukaryota, Metazoa, Arthropoda, Insecta, Hymenoptera, Formicidae. Gene Ontology annotation, molecular function: protein binding. The record is from RefSeq and is a predicted model, not a curated record. Gene Ontology annotation, biological process: signal transduction. Gene Ontology annotation, cellular component: plasma membrane.